CUGGCUCCCAGAGCCAUGAAGUACAUCCCAGCAACUGAAGGUUCUCGCAACCCUCAACUAGUCCAGGCCAUGCCUAAGGCCGCUCAACAGGCUGUGCCCCAACAGGCCAUCGAGGUCGUUGGCCAAGAACCCCUAACCCCCAGCAUGUUGGCUGCUGCCUCCCCUCAGCAACAGAAGCAGAUGUUGGGAGAGCAUCUCCUCCCACUGAUCCAACGCAGUCACGGCGAGCUGGCCGGUAAGAUCACUGGUAUGCUGCUGGAGACUGAUAACUCGGAGUUGCUGCAUAUGCUGGAGUCCUACGAACUCCUCAAAGCCAAGGUGGAUGAAGCUGUAAAUGUUCUGAAGGCCCACCAGGCCAAGAAAGGACCAACCCUCUCCAAUGCCCAACGCAUCACCACCUUCUCUGGCCAUCAUCAAUUCGACAUUUAUUUUCACAUUGACAUCCUCGGUAACAAUUCAGACAGAAAACAGUAUAUAUAUGUAUAAACAAAUUUAACAAAA
Molecule: messenger RNA, 501 nt
Organism: Patiria miniata (bat star)
Lineage: Eukaryota; Metazoa; Echinodermata; Asteroidea; Valvatida; Asterinidae
Product: polyadenylate-binding protein 1A-like
Exons: 1
Coding region: 16-486 (156 amino acids)
Biological process (GO): regulation of double-strand break repair; protein polyubiquitination
Cellular component (GO): nucleus
Molecular function (GO): RNA binding
Source: RefSeq, a predicted model, not a curated record